CUGUUCCUACCGCGUCCCACAGCGCCUCGGUCGCGCCAGCCCCGAACACUACCAGGCGCCGGCGCCGCUCCAACACUGGAGAGAAACCUUACGCGUGCAACAUAUGCGACAAAAGAUUCGGACAGAAGGGCCACUUUAAUGUUCAUUACGCAAACCAUAUAGGAAAAUUCAAAUUCUCUUGCGAAUUAUGCAAAAGGGGAUUCGUAUACAAACAACAAUAUAUUACUCAUAUGCUGAUCCAUACUGGUGAAAAACCAUACGAAUGUGACAUAUGCAACAAGAAAUAUAGACAUAAAGGCCAAUUAAACCAACAUAAAAAUUCAAUUCAUUUUAAAUAUGAUCAGGAUCGCGUGGAGCCAGGAGAAAUAACUACAUGCAAAAAAGAGUCGUCAGAAGAAUCAGAAGAUCAUGUGCUCGCUAAAUAUUUUACGUGUGAUAUAUGCAGAAAGCAAUUUGCGGAUAAACACUAUUUAGACGCUCAUUCAAAAUACCACUCUGGAGAUUAUCCGUUCACUUGCGACAUUUGUAAAAGGAAAUUUAAUACGCAGUUUGCCUUGAAUACACAUAAAGUUGAUCACUCGAGAGGGAGACCUUUUAAGUGUGAUAAAUGCAAUAAAAGGUACACAACGAAAAGUGUUUUAACUCUACAUUUGAAAGUUCACGCUGAGGAUUAUAAGUACGCAUGUCAUCUGUGUAGUAAACGAUUCAUAACAAGGGAGACAUUUAAUGUACACAUGCGCGUACACACGGGGGAAAAGCCGUAUACCUGUGUAACUUGUGAAGCUAAGUUCCGCUAUAGAUAUGACUUGAAGAAACAUUUAUUGCAGAAACACAACCAAGUUAUGGACAAACAGUUCAGUUGUGAUACUUGUGGGAAACAAUUUGCAUUACAGGGGACGUUAGUAAAACAUAUGUACAGACACACUGUCCAGACUGAGAAGGCAACGAAGAAGAUGGAAAAGAAGAAGAAGAAGAAGGAAACCGCUGAUAAAAAGAAAGACCUAGCAUUCAUGUGUGAAAUAUGUAGCAAACGAUUUUCGACAAUAGCUAUUCUAAAAACCCAUAGAUUCACACAUAAUGAAGAAAAACCUAUCGAGUGCGAUGUAUGUCAUAAAAAAUACCGAACGAAGAGGAAUUUACUGGACCACAUGCAGGUGCACGAGGAAAAAAAACACUCGUGUGAAGUAUGCGGCCAGCCAUUCAGACAUAAGUCUGCCUUGAAUGUUCAUAUCCGACGGUUCCACUCCGAAAACAGUAGACCACAUGUUUGCGAUAUUUGUAAUAAGGCUUUUGUGGUUCUUGCUCAACUUAAAGAACAUUCUCGGGUACACACUGGGGAGAAACCGUAUGCUUGCGAAAUAUGCUAUAAGAAAUUUCCGUGGCAAAACGGGGUUAAACGACAUCUUAAACAAGUUCACAACGAGAAACCUACGAGAUUUGUUAAAAUAACAGAAUUGAAUAAAUAUGACUAAAUUAAAAGUCACUUGCUGUGUAAAAGAUAUUGCAUGCAAGAUGGCAUUGAGAAAAUCGACCCAUUUUUAGAGUCAUAAUUAUGUUCCUUUAUAGUUUUGCUAGGUCCGUCCGCGACUUUGCUCAGUGGUCG
Cydia amplana is the source of this 1603-nucleotide messenger RNA. RefSeq names its product zinc finger protein 569-like. The transcript has a single exon. Bases 231 to 1472 code for a protein of 413 amino acids. Gene Ontology annotation, molecular function: RNA polymerase II cis-regulatory region sequence-specific DNA binding; DNA-binding transcription factor activity. Lineage: Eukaryota; Metazoa; Arthropoda; Insecta; Lepidoptera; Tortricidae. Gene Ontology annotation, biological process: regulation of transcription by RNA polymerase II. The record is from RefSeq and is a predicted model, not a curated record.